Lytechinus variegatus (green sea urchin) is the source of this 5973-nucleotide messenger RNA. It is a transcript of the gene wapl, whose product is annotated as wings apart-like protein homolog. Gene Ontology annotation, biological process: regulation of chromosome condensation. The coding region runs from base 232 to 3369 and encodes 1045 amino acids. NCBI's taxonomy places the organism in Eukaryota, Metazoa, Echinodermata, Echinoidea, Temnopleuroida, Toxopneustidae. The transcript has 16 exons. The record is from RefSeq and is a predicted model, not a curated record.
GCACUAUACCUGUUAAGCCUCUACGGUUUCAAAAUGGCGAAAUACAUGUCGCUUUGUUGCUGAAACUUUGGAUGAUUUAUUUUCUAAACGAGAGCAAAACCAAAACAACGACGUUGCAUCAAAUAUUAGAGAAGAAUGUACUAGAUUGUUACAUCAUAGACUGGGUCCACUCAAUAUUUGACAAGCACAGAAGCUUCAGCUGGUAUUAAUCUCCCACUGGUGAACAAUACUAUGCCUCGUUACGGGGCGAAAACCUACGGGCGAAGUGUCCGUAAAGACGGCAACGACCACUUUGAUGAUUUAUGGAACAAGAGUAAAGACAGCACGCGACCUGUAACCCGUCUCUCUCCAGCCAAGCGGACGGCUAAUAACCAAGUGCAAACCACUUCUCGACAGACCAGAUCCUCUCCCUCCAAGCCUUCAAGAAUGGCCAGCUCUGAGAGUUCCAGGCCAACGCGACAGAACACUGUCUUGAAAGAAGAUGUUAAAGGUGUUAUAAAUCCAAAGAGGAGAAGAAGGGCAAGUAGCACUGAUGAUCCAUUCAGUUUUAGCAGUGAUGAUGAUAAAUCACCCAUUAAAAGAGCCACCACAGACAAGAACAAUUCUAGUGAAGCCAGUAACUCUCGGCAGUCAAGGGCAUCACUACACUUUGACAAUGGUAUUGAAUCAAGGAACAGUUCCAAAGUACCAUCUAGGAGUGCCAAUACAACAAGGAAUAGUGCAAAGUCAAAAAUUAAAUCUCCAAGCAACCAAACCUUGAUGACACAAUUUGCACACAAUUCUACAUAUAGUGACUCUUCUAGUGAGAGAAAGGAUGACACCGAUGUUGAAAUGGAUAUUAUGGAUGACAUUCUGAGUAGCCAGAAUGGGUCCGAUAUCUCAAGUUCACAAACAAGUGUAGUGUCAAUAUCAGGAAGCCAGUGUUCAACGUCAUCAGCGAUGAAUUCCCGUCAGGGUAGGAGGACGACGGGUAAACUUGAAACUGUUGCAGAGUCCACAAGCACCAAUAGUUCCUCUUCUCAAUUAUCAGGUAGUGCCUCCUCACUAAGGGGCAGUACUAGAGCAACAAACAGUGCUAGCCAAUCAUCUAACAAAAACCUAAGAACUAUUCCCUCAGGUUCUAGUCAGGACUCUGUAAUGAAGAGUGAUGCUGAUGAUGAUUCUGAUGACUCUGAAGUUAUUAUUGUUUCAAGUACUAGCAGGAGUAGCAGCUCCCAAGGUAGUAGUCAGUCAUCGAGUUCAUCUGGGACGUCAAAGUCGUCAACUUCAAAGCCUAGUCUGAAGACUUCUAAAUCUGUACCUCCUGCCAAGCCUGCGAAGUCAACGGCUUAUGAUGAAUUUGAUUUCUCAGAAGAUGAUGAUGUGACAGACACUCCUGCACUGAGGAAGGUGAAGUCAGCUAGUGCUGUGGACAAUGCUAAGAAAAUCUUCAACAGUCCAAAGAAGUCUCCUGCCAAGGCUAAAUACAAUGCAAGAUCGUGGAAUAAACCUGAUAUUCCUGAAGAGGAUGAGUUUAGUGCUCCCACUUCCUCAGCCAGCCAAGGGCCUCUCCCAUCAAAACCUGCCCCAUUUAGGAGCGAUGGUAAACAGAGGGCUAGUGGGCUAACCAAGCAGACAGUCUACCCCAAGAAGGUCAACCACUCCGUAGUCACGUCCCUCAAAUGCAAAAAGGGCGACAAGAAGCUCUAUACCGUUGUACGUCAUGUAAAGGGAGCUUCAGACUGUCAAGAGUCGGGAGAGAGUCAGCAAUAUGCGGAUGACAUCGAGUACCUUAUGGACGGUCUGAAGGGCACAGAGAAUGUUGGAACCCGCUGUCUCAGUACGAUGGGUUUCGUAGAAAAGUGUUCAGUACCUCAAUUCAGAAUGCACAUGAGAGCUCAUGGGACCAUUGCUAAGGUUUUUGGAAAACUACAAGAUGCUGCCCAAGAUCCAUGUCUUGGACUCUGCACGGCGGGUCUUAUGUACAUGUUGAGCCGGGACCGUCUAAACAUGGACCUGGACCGUGACAGUCUGUGGCUCCUGGUCCGUCUCCUGAGUAAAGACACGGCACAUCGGAUCCAACAGUUGGAUCCCAGUCAACAGGCUGAGUAUAAGAAGGUCCAGGAGAAGCUGUGGGCAGUCUUUACAGAGCUUCCUAAAGCUAGCAACUCCCUGGGUGACAUCGAGACCAGUGACCUCUCGAAUGGUCAUCUUGCCAUGGAAUCUCUAUUAUCAUUAACAUCAAAACGAGCUGGAGAAUGGUUCAAGGAGGAACUUAGGUUAGCUGGAGGACUGGAGCACAUAGCACAAACAGUGAUAUCAGCUGCUCUGAGCUUGAGUCCUGUAACUGGUCGUAUGGAGGGAGAGAAUCUAGUCCUGUUUAAGACUAUGAAUAGAUGUCUUCGUGUCCUGGAGAAUGUGACCUUCAUGAAUAAUGAGAAUCAACAGUAUCUUCUAGAACUCAAGGGAUGUGGGUUAGUCAAGGCUGUUGGAAAGGCAUUACGAAUGUGUGAGAACCAGCUUGAGUUAUGUGGAGAGCCAGAGGUUCAUGUCAUCAAGAAAUUAGAUAGCUAUGGCUUACAUGCUAUCUUACAUCAGGGAUUGCUAGCAACGCUCAGAUUAUUACUUAAUAUAUCACAUGAUAACGAAUGGGGUAGUAUGAAGGUAGGAGAGCAAGAAGGUCUUAUGUCAACCACUUUACAAUGUGUCUUACAGAUGCCUCAAUACAUCUGCAAGGAUCAACGAUUUGAUGUAUUAGUUCUGAGUCUUGGUCUGCUGAUAAACCUGGUUGAACACAGCCCCGCAAACACCAGGAAACUCAUCUCGAUGAAAACCCAAAGAUCGUUUGAUUCCCAAAGCCAAAGCAGUCAAGAGAAUUCAUCAUCAGAAGAGGGCGGGUCGGAAGCUGAGGUGGUCACUUCACUGGAAGCCUUGGUUCAGCUAUUCCUACAACGACAGCAGGCUGCGCUCAAGGCAGAGAGCCAGUCAGAGGAAGAAAUGAUGGGGGAGGAGCCAGAGGAGUGGUCUGUUGCCCAUAGCGACCCAUUGGACUGGAUAACGAUAGAGAGGGAUUCUGGGAAGGGUGAUCAGAAUGGCCCCCAGCCGACAGAAGAGGAGAUCAAGUCAUCUGUCAGAAAAGCCCUCCAUUCAGCAGGGAAACACAUGGAAGAUAGUAUAGUUGCUUCCUACACCGCCCUCUUACUCGGAUGUUUGUUACGAGAAAACAAUUUGAAUGUUGCGAGUGUACGGGACUGCCUUCCUGAUGGGGACUUCACGUGUAUGGUGGACAUGCUGAAGAAAUUCUUGUCUUUCAUUGAAUUAACGAAUGCUGCUGGAAACACUGGUAGCAAAAGUAUAUCCAAAGUGAUUGAGGUUUUGGAAUGCUUCUAGAUGACACACACGCACACCAAAGCAGCUCCAGAAUGAACGCUAUCUCCAAAGAGGAGUAUGUCACUACUAAUUGGUCUUCCAGUAACCCCAGAUAUGGUCUUGCUUUAUGAACCAAAUCCCCCUCCUUCCUCCUAAGGUAUAAAUAGAGGGAGAGGGAGAGAGAAAGAAGAGGGAACCUUGAAGUUAACCUUUAAAGGUUCUCAAAGAGUUUUUAGCCUUCCUCGAUUUGAGUGAUUGCUAGGAUGAAUGGGCGGUCCUCUUAUAGAAUCCGGGAGGAGGGAUGAGGAACAUGUUUAGUUAAGGACAAAUGACCCUAGGAUAGGAAGUUAAGCUCCAUAGGUCCUGUGGUUGCUAAGGUAACCAUCAUGGGUUCUCUAAUAUGCCUUGCAUUUGGGAGAUUGUUAGGAUGAACGGAUGUUCCUCUUUGAGAAUAUGGAAGGGGGUGUGAGGAGGGACAUUUAUGUUUAGUGUUUAGGUUAGGAUCAAAUGACCCUCGGAUAGGAUGUUAAGCUCCAUAGGCCCUCUGGUCUCUGAGUUGACCAUCACUGGUUCUCAAAGACGCCUUGUAUUUGGGUGAUUGCUAGGAUAAAGAGUUGGUUCUUUAACAGAAUAUGAGAAGAGCUGUGAGAAACAUUGAUGAUUGCUUGGUGAUCAUAUGACCUUAGAUUAAGAUAUGAAGCUGUAGGUCCCCUGGUCGGCCUAAGACCGCUAUAAGAGUUAAUAGGGUAAAUAGAAAUGAAGGUGUCUUAAUCACUACUCCAGCUGGACUGACUUGGUGUUCUCUCAGGCUAUGUUGAGGGGGAAGGGGUGUGGGUGUUUUUUUUUUCUGUAACAUUUGUUGUAAGAUUAUAAGACCCCAGAUUAGGAUGUGAAGCUGUUAAGGUCCCCUGGUUGGCCCAGGACUUGUAAAAUAGUUGGUUGGGAAGGAGAAACGAAGGUGUCUCUAAUCAGCAGUCUAGCUGGUCUAACUUUGUAUUCUCUCAGCUGUCAUGUCAAUGUUGCGAAGGGGUGGGGUGAGUGUUUUUCUGUAAUCAAUGCGAUGUUUAAGAUCAUGUAACCCUAGGAUAGGAUGUAAAACUACAGGUCAUUGAUAGGGAUUCUAGAGCGGUUUCUCUCUCACUUGAGAGUUAGUGCAUGUAGAAGAUAUGAAGGCGUCUGCAUUUGUCGGGUCUUUGAUAGGUAUGAUAUGGUGCUAUAUCAAGAACAUCCGCUACUUUGACAAGGUUGUGGGGUGAUCUCGAACCACCUUGUUUGUUCUUGGUCUUGGUGGUGUGGGGGGGGUUUGGUGUUUAUAUCUGCAAAAUUAUAUGCCCCACAGAUAGGACUGAGAACUAGUUAUCUUGGUCAGUAAAAUGAAUGAAUUCCUAUUUUUUGCCACAUUUGGGUAGCGUUCUACUACAACAUUCUUUGGCUUUGUAUAGGGAUCACCUGGUUCUUAUCUUGGUUGAAUUAUUGCCGGUACUUGGGCUAGCCAAGACACCAUUUUCCCAGGCCUAGUUUUCACUGCUUUCCGAAAGCUAAUGAUUUGUACAAGUCUUCAUUUUUGUGAUAAGGAAAUCAGGCAUGUUUUAUGUCCGGACCAUUUUGCAUUAAAUUUAUUAUGGUAUCUUCAUUUUGAUUGGCUGUUGAGCUAUGUUACCAUGGUAACUACAAUUGGAUGGCUUGCAGUAACAGUGUUUUUUGUGUAACAGGAUCCGAAACAUUGACUCGAGAAUGAAGAUAUUGCAAUAGAUAUGCUUGUUGAUUAUAAAGUGCUUUGGUUUUAAAUUAUGUUCCUUAAAAGAACUUUUGUGUAGAGAUAAGUGAUUGAGAUUUUGAUUUGAGAUUGAGUUGUAUAUUUUAUAUUUUGAUCGUCAUUAAUUGCAGAAAUUUAAGGAGGAGAUUUAUUUUGAUUUAUUAGAUUGUUAAAGUUUGGCAGCAUUGAUUUGGAUUGAUUAGAAUGAAUUUAAAUAUGAGACAUUUUGUCAUUUUUUCUACAAAAAAAGAGGAAAUUUUAUUAAUCUAAUUAUACUAAAGUUUAUGAUUACGAGAAAAAAAGUUUGGUGUUGAAAAAGAAGUGAUUGCUAUUAUGAUUUUGUAUUUUCCAAUUGGACAAUGUUUGUCCCAUAUCUUUUUAUUUUCUGAAAUAAGAAAGUUGCAUUGUCACUUUUUCUUAAAAUUCAAAUAUAAUUCAAUGCCUGUUACACUUUUAAUAUCCGCUUGUUGGAAGUCGAUACGAAAGGGAAGUAGGGUCUUUUUGUAUCAACAAAAUUGCAGUAGAUGAAUGAGAUAGAUAAAUUACCUUGGUAAAUUUUGAUAAGAAUCGUUGCUGCACCUCAAUCAAAUUGGCGCUACAUUGGUCAUGCUCAUGGUGAGGUUACUGGAUACGAAUGGCUUUCCGUUUGGCCACUGUAGAAAUUGGGAAGGCUGGGAUUAUCAUUUUUUUAGCUCUUAAGAAUGUCGAUUCUAGCAGAAUAUACAAGAAUUGUCUUUUAUUGAUAUGAAUGGAUGAAUAAAUGCCAAGUCCACCAAGAUAGAAGUUAUGUUGAAGAUAGGAGCUGUCAUUGAAAUAUCAUCAUUAUCAUCAUUGUGAUAUUGUAUAAUAAGUAAUGCCAAGCAGGAGGA